Funneliformis geosporum is the source of this 678-nucleotide messenger RNA. NCBI's taxonomy places the organism in Eukaryota, Fungi, Glomeromycota, Glomeromycetes, Glomerales, Glomeraceae. The record is from the annotation of a GenBank genome assembly.
AUGGAUAAUUUAGCAAUAUUAACGGAAGGGAGUAAAGUAUAUGCGAAAAAACGAAAAAAUAGAAUCGAGCAAGUACCGGAGGUUGUAUUUGACGAAACGGCAAGACGAGAUUUCUUAACUGGUUUUCAUAAAAGGAAGUUAGAAAGGAAAGCAAAAGCAAGAGAAGCUUCCUUACAACUUGCUAAACAAGAGAGGUCAAAGGCAAGAAAAGCUGCAAGGGAGUCCGUAAAAGAACAAGUAAGGCAGAGGUUAAACAAACUUCAAGAAAUUAUUAAUAAAAGGAACGGAAUCAUUGGACAAACUGAUGCUAAUGAAAGUGAAGAUGAUGAAGAAGGAGCAAGUGAAGAUAUCACACAAGAAUCUAACGUAACUCAGUCAGAAUUCAGGUCUGCUGAUUUGAUGACUACAGUAACAAUCAUUGAAGAUUUUAAUAUUUCGGAUAUUUUGGAGAAUGUUUCGAAGAAACCACGAAUCGAUGAAGAAGUCAUGGAUCAUAAAGCAAUUUCACCUGUACCAAUACCAACAAAAAGUUUGGAACCUAAAUCUAUAAGUGUAAAAAAGAAAUCAAAAAUUGAAGUUAAGAAAAAACGUCAACCAAGAAAUAAAACUUCAAAUAAAACACGUUCCAAAACAAAAUCGGUUCAUUCUUCAAAUUCCAGACGAAAGAAAAGAAAAUAG